AUGUUCCAGCUGGCCCUGCGCUUUGUGCCCGAGAACGAGGACGCGCAAGAAGAGGUCGCGCGGCUCCAGGGCGUCGUCUCCGAGCUGCCGGAGGAGGAUGCGCCCCAGCCGCCGGCGAACCACCCCGAGCCCUACGACGUCGUCGUCGUCGGCGCGGGCGCCGCGGGCGUCGGCGUCGCGCUCAUGCUCACGGGCGUCUUUGGCCUCGACGCGGGCCGCGUGCUCCUCGUCGAGCGCGGCGGCGCCGUGGGCGAGACCUUCCGCCGCUGGCCCAAGGAGAUGCGCUUCAUCUCGCCGUCGUUCAACAGCCAGGGCUGGACCCAGUCCUUCGACCUCAACUCCGUCGCCUACGGCACGUCGCCCGCGUUCACGCUCCACGCGGAGCACCCGACGGGCGCGCAGUACGCGCGCUACCUCGAGGCCCUCGCGGAGACGAACGAGCUCAACGUCCGCGCGGGCACGGAGGUCACGGCCGUCACGCCCCGCGACGGCGGCUUCGACGUCGCCGUCGUCCCCGCGGCCGGCGGCGUCCCGGCCGUGAUCAAGACCCGAUACGUGGUCUGGGCCGCGGGCGAGUUCCAGUACCCCCGCGCGUCCGCGGAGCCCCUCUUCCCGGGCUCCGAGCUCUGCCGCCACAACUCGAGCGUGCGGUCUUGGAAGGAGCUCGAGGGGGACGACUUCGUCGUCGUCGGCGGCUACGAGAGCGGCAUGGACGCGGCGUCGAACCUGUCGCUCUGCGGCAAGCGGUGCACCGUCGUCUCGUCGACGGCCUACUGGGACGUGUCGACGGAGGACCCGUCGAGCGAGCUUGCGCCCUACACGGCGCAGCGCGUCCGCGCGGCCUGCGCGUCCGCGACGCCACCGAAGCUCCUCGCGCCGCUCCGCGUCUUCGCCGUCGACGCCGCGGCCGGCGGCGGCUUCGCCGUCCGCGCGCGCUGGGGCGACGCCCUGCGCACGCCGCAGGCGCCUCUGCUCUGCGCGGGCUUCGAGGGCGGCGUCAAGCUCGGCAAGAAGGGCGGCGGCUGCGCCGACGGCGCGCCGCUCCUCAACGAGUACGACGAGAGCACGACGACGCCGGGCCUCUUCCUCGUCGGCCCCGCGGUCAUCCACGGCGACCUCUCCUUCUGCUUCGUCUACAAGUUUCGCCAGCGCUUCGGCGUCGUCGCCGACGCCAUCGCGAGGGGCCUCGGCCGCGAGACCGGCGGCGCUGUAGAAGCCGCGCGCUGUGUGGAAAUCAACCAGUGGAACGCCCUGUCCAGCAAAAACUUCAAACCACUCUAUCUCGAUCAAAUCGAAGUCGAUUCGGCUGAUUCUUGGACGAAUCGAUUGCUCUCGUCGAGUUACCGAAGCACAGCCGAAGAGCUUGCAUCGAAACUGUCGCAUACGCGCACGUUGAAGUCGGGUUGA
Messenger RNA from Aureococcus anophagefferens, 1407 nucleotides. RefSeq lists its product as hypothetical. The transcript has 3 exons. The record is from RefSeq and is a predicted model, not a curated record. Lineage: Eukaryota; Pelagophyceae; Pelagomonadales; Pelagomonadaceae. Bases 1 to 1407 code for a protein of 468 amino acids. Gene Ontology annotation, molecular function: flavin adenine dinucleotide binding; monooxygenase activity.